Talaromyces atroroseus is the source of this 1353-nucleotide messenger RNA. RefSeq lists its product as hypothetical. NCBI's taxonomy places the organism in Eukaryota, Fungi, Ascomycota, Eurotiomycetes, Eurotiales, Trichocomaceae. The coding region runs from base 1 to 1353 and encodes 450 amino acids. Gene Ontology annotation, biological process: response to antibiotic. The record is from RefSeq and is a predicted model, not a curated record. The transcript has a single exon.
AUGGCAGCACAGCUAACCCAACUGGUGCAGGCAGCGGCCAAGCCGUUACCAGAGAUCAGAGACCCCUUGUUUGGCCAGAUGUUCGACUCGUUCCGCAACUACAGAGUCGUCCUGCUCGGCGAUGGCAGCCAUGGCACGUCGGAGUUCUACAGUGCUCGAGCAGAAAUAACGAAGCAUCUGGUCGAUCACCAUGGCUUCAACAUGGUCGCGCUCGAAGCCGACUGGCCCGAUGCCGAGGCUAUUGAUCGCUAUGUACGGCUUCGUCCUGGACCCAAGGCACGCAUCGGAGGCAAAGCCAAAAGCACAGUUGAGCCUUUCAAACGAUUCCCGACCUGGAUGUGGAGGAAUCGCGAGAUGCAGGACCUUGUGGAAUGGAUGCGCGACAGGAACGCCAAGGUACCACUAGAGGAGAGAACUGGUUUCUACGGACUGGACCUCUACAGCAUGGGAACAUCAAUCAGGUCUGUGACUGAAUACCUUGACCGAGUGGACCCUGAACUCGGCAAGAGUGCCCGCAAACGAUACGGCUGUCUCCAACCCUGGAUGGAGGACCCGGCAUCCUAUGGACUUGCCGCAUUGCAAGGAAUGGAGAACUGUGAAUCAAAGGUUGUCCAGAUGCUAAAGGAAUUGCUUCAGUAUCGCUUGGAUUACACCGCAUCCGAACACGAUGGCGAGGAGUUCCAUAGUGCCGAGCAGAACGCUCAUGUGGUGCGGGACGCAGAGAAGUACUAUAAAGCAAUGUACUACAGCUCGGCAAGCUCGUGGACACAACGCGACACACACAUGUUCGAUACUUUGGACAGGUUAUUCCAGUUCCAUCAUCCCAAUAGCAAGGCCAUAGUAUGGGCGCAUAAUUCCCACGUGGGAGAUGCUCGCUAUACGAGCAUGGGCCAACGACGUAAAGAAGUCAAUAUUGGCCAACUCUGCCGUGAGAGGUAUGGCCGCGAGAACGUUGCUAUCAUCGGAUGCGGAACGCACACCGGGACAGUUGCAGCAGCCCACGAAUGGGAUGAGGAUAUGGAGGUAAUGAACGUCAAUCCGUCGCGACAGGAUAGCUGGGAAUACGUUGCGCACAGCACUGGAAUUCCGAGUUUUGUGCUCGACCUGCGUCCGGGCUAUGCUGAUGCAGAGCUGCGUAAGGCAUUCGCCGACGAGCCACCGAGACUAGAGCGUUUUAUAGGAGUUAUCUAUCGCCCAGACACAGAGCGCAUCUCGCACUACUCGCAGGCGUAUUUGCACAAUCAGCUGGACGCAUAUGUCUGGUUCGAUCGGAGCUCAGCAGUGAAUCCUCUUGAAAGGGUGCAGCCACGCACGGCUUUGGGCCACGAGGAGACUUAUCCAUUUGGUCUAUAA